Molecule: messenger RNA, 1116 nt
Organism: Aspergillus nidulans FGSC A4
Lineage: Eukaryota; Fungi; Ascomycota; Eurotiomycetes; Eurotiales; Aspergillaceae
Product: putative HLH DNA binding domain protein
Exons: 2
Coding region: 1-1116 (371 amino acids)
Source: RefSeq, a predicted model, not a curated record
AUGGCUCCUAUGGCAGAUCAUAUCUCUCAGCGCUACACUCUUCCCGGGGUGCGCGCAAUCUCUUCGGAGCCUAGCCCAGUAGAUAUGACCAUGGGCAGGUCCUUGCCUCCACUUCCGCAGAACAUGCCUCAGCGGGACGUGUUCAAUCCGAUUACCAACAGGAACUUCCUGCCUAGCCCACCCAGCACACAUGAGGCCUUCUCUGCUAAACCGGUGUUGCCACCUGCUGUCUCUCCUCCAUCCCCGGCAUACUCUGCGGAUUCCUGGUCAGAUUCGCCUGAAUCGCAGAUCUCAUUCAGGUCGUUACCGGACCCUUCAGUCGCUUCCAUCGACGAGAUCAUGAGCUUAUUAUUCCCACCACCAGAACAGAGGACCCGUAAACGGCCUCUGCAGCAGUGUGGCCGGAAAAGGAAGUUGAGCGCCGCUGGAUUUGAGGACGUCUUGAGGGAAAAGCAUCGUGUUGCCGAAGCAGACCGACGAAAGAACCUGAGUAUCCUGGUCCAGGGGUUGGACGACAGGCUACAUGAUUUCUUUUUGGAGCUAGCCGGGUGGAAAUCUUCGAAAAACUCGAUGCAGUCCAAGGAGCACAUUAUCAAAGCCGCCAUUAUUCUUAUUGAUUACCAGAAGCUCAUCAUCAGGGAAUUGUUUCGUGGGGGCAACAAACUACCAUGUGACCUGCAAGGCCGCAUGCAAUGCCAGCGCUUGGUCGCUAGUCUCCAGCAGCAGAACGAGCAACAAAAGCAAGAAAUCUUGGAUCUGAGAGAGAGAAAUAGAGCAUUGGAAGAGAAAGUGCGAGCGCUUGAACAUCAGUUAAAUGCUUCCGGCCACAUGUUUUGCUCUCCAAAGGUCGAGCAGUCGAGCCUGCAGCAACUGGCUCCGGUACCUGAUAGUAAACCGAAACUCAUGCUGCCUAGCUUGCAAGGGUUCGAUAGGGUUGUUGAUCUCAGCCCAGACUCUGCUCGGUUCAACACAUCGCCUGCGAAAACGUCUCAGUCUUAUUAUGGCCAAUCAUUCCUCAGCCGAACACCCCCAUCAACCGGGCCAUCCUCUCCUGUAUUUCACCAAGACGCGUGCUCGGCAGCUUCACGACCGCUAUCUUUCAUUCAAUCGCCAUAG